CCUUCAUCCCUUGACAAUAUAAAACUUACUGCUGUAGAUAUACUGCCAUAUCAACUACACGAAGAGCCUUGCCUGGAAAAUAUACAGACUUGCUUUCCAUCGUUAUCACUAGACAACAUGAGCAGUUUCUCAACGAUCAACACCGGUGUGGUUGAGACGGGCAACUAUAGAAUUGUCGGCAGCGAUAUCGUCCAAACAAAUGAAAACAAAGUAGACAUAAGGACCGGCCCGAAGUGUUAUAACAAAUCACUCGAGUAUUUGUCCAUUGCCGCACACAACGAUGCUAUUUCGGACUCGAGUUGCAAUGAUCAACUCAAUUUAACUGCAAUCAGCCUUAAACGAGCUCUAGCUGAGGCAAGCAUUAACCAGCUUGAGCAGUCUAAAAAGAUCAGAAAGCUCCAGAAGCCUAAGAGCACUAUCAAUAGUAAUGGUAAGGAGGUGCGUGUGGGAUGUCCCUUCUUCAAAAGUAAUCCCCAGGCGCACGCAGAGAAGAUGGGUUGUCGAGGCAAGGGGUUUCUUGAGAUGUCGAAGCUAAAACCACAUUAAAACGCACAAACGUGAAGUGUCCGAGGAGUUCAUCGAAGAACACUUGAAUUUUACCUUUGGGAGUUUCAAGAAGCUUGGUACUAUAGAA
Molecule: messenger RNA, 634 nt
Organism: Dothidotthia symphoricarpi CBS 119687
Lineage: Eukaryota; Fungi; Ascomycota; Dothideomycetes; Pleosporales; Dothidotthiaceae
Exons: 2
Coding region: 118-546 (142 amino acids)
Source: RefSeq, a predicted model, not a curated record